GAUUUUGUGGAUAUUAUAGUAAUUUAUUAAAAUAGUUGAAAUCAUGAGUCAAUUGAAACUAGACGACAAUCGAAAACCUAGAAGCACUGGACGGCCAUCUCAUCGUGUGACUCCUCAGCAGUACGCAUCCACUAUCCCACCUGAUGAGAUUCGAACCUAAUACCUAUCAGUCUUUCACGCGAACGUUUAACCUCUGAACCACUCAGACAGAGAUGAACAUCUAUUCUGAUUACUGAUUAUAUAAUUACCCAAUUAAAUCACACACAUAUAUAUUUUUAUAUAUAUAAAAUUAUAAAUUUACUUACCUUUUAUAGAUUUAAUUAUAUUAUUAUUCUAUAAAAAGAAAACCUUAUCAAGAUAACAAUAUGCUUCAACCAGAUGAACUUGAUGCAAUAGAAAAAUUAAAUGAAUUAUGUGAAAAAGAAGAAAAAUUAGAUAAACAAUCAUUAAAAAAAACUCAUAAAAUUCAUCAUCAUGAACAUCAUAAUAAUUUAUCAUCUGUAUUUCGUUGUAGUGAUACACGUACAUUAAAAACAAAAAAUUUAUCAAAAAAUGAAUCCAAUACUACUCAUAAUACUACUAAUACUAUUACUGAUACUACUGAUACGACUACUACUAAUAAUAAUCAUAAUAGUAAUAUAGAUGAUAAUCAUUUAAUACCAACUGGUUUACCGAGAAUUCAAACAAAAAUUACAGUAAAAAUAUUGAAAUAUGAUUGUUGUAUAACAGUGAUAUUAGAUCCAACAACUAAAUUAAAUACAAUACAAGCUAUGUAUGAUUUAAAUGAACAACUUAUUAUUAUUGGUUAUCAACGUUUAAUUACAUUAAAAACAUUAGAUAAUUUACCAAUGAAAUUUAAUGCUAUUAUUGAACAAAAUAAUAAUUUUAAUUAUGAUUUAACAACAUAUGUUGAACAUAGAUAUAAAGUUAAUUUGGAUAUGUAUUAUUUAAAUUCAGCGCGUGUUAAACAAAAAAAUAAUAUUGUUUAUGUUAUUAUACCACGGAAAAUUUAAAAAAUAUUUAAUAAUAAUAAUAAUGAAUUCAAUUAUGAUAUAAAUAAAAAAAGAGAAUAUAGAAACAUAGACCCCACCCCCCUACAUCUUUUUGUUGUUGCUAUGAGUGGUAUUGAAUUAUUUCUAUGCUUGAUGUUGUUACCAAAUAUGAUACAUCAAUUGAACAUCAAACAUUGAACAGCAUAUGUAUUAGAAUGGUCAAAGUUCAUUUGUUUCUUUGUUUUUUCGUUUUUUUAUAUCAUACCGCUUGUAUAUGACUUAAUUUUCUUUAUAUUGAUUGUUUAUAUUUCAUUAUAUCUUUUUUGUUGUUGUUAAAAUGAAAUAUGUUAUAAUUGAUUUUAUAUUAUUAUAUUAAUUGGAUUUCGAAAGUUAAAAUUGUCCAAUUUAAGAUAAUAAAAAAACAGUUUUUUGUAAAGAUCAAUUGUUUUUUUUUCUUCUCUCAACAUAUUAUACCUGAAUAUGAAUGCUUUACAUAGUUACUUAUGACUGUUACACUUUGUAGAGUACUAUAAGCUGACCAUCAACAUUAUCUAUCCAACUUUGUUCUAGACAAUCCAUUUUUACAGUUGUUUCCAGUUUCUGUUCAUCCUUUUUAUGUCUACUUCCAAUUCUCUACGUAGUAUGUGUAUUCUUC
Molecule: messenger RNA, 1647 nt
Organism: Schistosoma spindalis
Lineage: Eukaryota; Metazoa; Platyhelminthes; Trematoda; Strigeidida; Schistosomatidae
Source: the annotation of a GenBank genome assembly